GAGCCGCUGAGAUUUUAUCCCGGUGCUCAGAUUUUGGGUGGUGGCUGGAAGAGCUCUGGAAUGCAGCUUGCUCGAUCACUUAGCCUAACUAACUAACUCACUCACUAACUCACUAACUGAGUGUGUGUGUGUGUGUGUGAGUGAAGAACUUCUGCGAGCUUGGCUUGUUUUGCUGUGUCGUUGGGCUCCGAGUGUCUGCGGAGGCGAGCUAACCCGCUAAACCCGCUGAACCGGGAGUCGCGGUAUUCCCGAGCGCUUCCAGCCGAGGCGCCGCUGAGAGAACACCGUUCACAGAUGCAGGCCAUAAAGUGCGUGGUGGUGGGAGACGGAGCAGUGGGAAAAACAUGUCUUCUGAUCAGCUACACCACCAAUGCCUUCCCCGGGGAGUACAUUCCCACAGUGUUCGACAAUUAUUCUGCAAAUGUGAUGGUUGAUGGGAAGCCAGUGAACCUGGGGCUGUGGGAUACAGCAGGACAGGAGGACUAUGACAGGCUCCGACCACUCUCAUACCCUCAAACGGAUGUGUUUUUAAUUUGCUUCUCACUUGUGAGCCCUGCGUCAUUUGAGAAUGUUCGUGCCAAGUGGUAUCCUGAAGUGAGACAUCACUGCCCCAACACACCAAUUAUUCUUGUUGGGACCAAGCUUGAUUUAAGAGAUGACAAGGACACUAUUGAGAAGCUGAAAGAGAAGAAGCUCACUCCCAUCACUUACCCACAAGGCCUUGCUAUGGCUAAAGAAAUUGGAGCUGUGAAGUAUCUGGAGUGCUCAGCCUUAACCCAGCGUGGCCUUAAGACAGUGUUUGAUGAAGCCAUCCGUGCAGUACUGUGCCCGCCGCCACUCAAGAAGAAGAAGAGGAAGUGUCUGCUGCUCUGAAGUGACCGCAUUUAAAGAACCGGCUGCAAUCUGAGCUCACCUGAGAAGAGGAGUCAGGAACGGUGGGGAGUAUGUGUUAGAGUGCAAGAGGGAAGACUCUUAUGAUGAAUCAUACCCAUACAAAUAUGUCUCUCUCACUCAUGUAUUGUAAUUAAGACUUACUUCUGUAUAACUGACUCUAUAACUGGCUCCUGGAGUUUGUCUCAAGGAGAGGGUGGAUGGCUUUUCCUAGUUAAUGUACCCCUCACACUAAAAUUCCUGCUGCCUUGUAAUAAUGUACUUUUUUCAUGUUUAUGUAAAGUUAAACAAAAACUCACCCCCCCUUUCCUCCAUGUGGGCCCAUAUAUUUUGUUUACAGUCUGCUUUUUUGUUUUUAUAGAAAAUGAAGAAUUGCCAAAACCUAAACCUACCUGUAAUGGCUUUUACUUAAAUUGUGCACACUAAACCUCUUUUUUUUUGUUUGUUUUUAAGGGAAGCCCCUAGGCAACAACUAAUUUCCAGAAAUCUUGAAAGAAGGUGUUGACAUGGACAAUACAAACGUUUUGAAGUGUAGUAGAGGGCUUAAUUUGUUCUACUGCUGUUUUACAUUUUGUGCUAAUAUCUGCUGCAGAUAGUCAUGCAGUCAUUGUGAGAGGGCUUUUAUUAUUUCACUUGUAUUGUACAGAGACUGUAGUUUGACAGAUGAUCAGAAUGUGCAGGUGUUUUCUAAGCACGAUUAAUUCAGGUUAACAUAGUUAAAGAAGUGUAAAAAGUGGCAGUGUGCAGUUAAGCCCUCAAGAUAAAGGAAUCUUAAAUCACAACAAUAAAUGGAAAUUCACAUCGACAGUA
Molecule: messenger RNA, 1701 nt
Organism: Pygocentrus nattereri (red-bellied piranha)
Lineage: Eukaryota; Metazoa; Chordata; Actinopteri; Characiformes; Serrasalmidae
Gene: rac1a
Product: Rac family small GTPase 1a
Exons: 6
Coding region: 295-873 (192 amino acids)
Biological process (GO): cortical cytoskeleton organization; motor neuron axon guidance; actin filament organization
Cellular component (GO): dendritic spine; cell cortex; cytoplasmic vesicle
Molecular function (GO): protein kinase binding; GTP binding; GTPase activity
Source: RefSeq, a predicted model, not a curated record